Molecule: messenger RNA, 1401 nt
Organism: Pedinophyceae sp. YPF-701
Lineage: Eukaryota; Viridiplantae; Chlorophyta; Pedinophyceae
Source: the annotation of a GenBank genome assembly
AUGCCCGCGUUCGCCUUCGCUCCUACCCGCAUCGUGGCCGGUGUCCGGACUGCGCCCGUGAGGGCUCAGCGCCGUGCCCCCGCGCUGCGCGCUGCGGCCCCGCGCCUGACGUUCAAGUCGUCGGUCGCCUCGUUCGACUACUCGAUCUCGCUCAACACCCGCGUCGCGCGCAAGGGCGUGCUCGUGCAGGCCGCUGCCAACAAGGCCUCGGUCGGCGACCUCUCCAAGGCUGACCUCGAGGGCAAGCGCGUGUUCGUGCGUGCCGACCUCAACGUGCCGCUGGACGGCGACCAGAAGAUCACGGACGACACCCGUAUCCGCGCCGCGGUGCCCACGCUCAAGUACCUCGUCGAGAACGGCGCCAAGGUCCUCCUGACGUCGCACCUCGGCCGCCCGAAGGACGGCCCCGAGGACAAGUUCCGUCUGACGCCCGUCGUGCCUCGCCUCGCCGAGCUCCUCGGCACCCCGGUGAAGAAGGUCGACGACUGCAUCGGCCCGGACGUCGAGGCCGCGGUCGGCGCGAUGAACAACGGCGAGGUGCUGAUCCUCGAGAACGUGCGCUUCUACAAGGAGGAGACCAAGAACGUGCCCGAGUUCGCCGAGAAGCUGGCGGCGAACGCCGACCUGUUCGUGAACGACGCGUUCGGCACGGCGCACCGCGCGCACGCCUCGACGGAGGGCGUGACCAAGUACCUGAAGCCCUCGGUGGCGGGCUUCCUGCUCCAGAAGGAGCUCGACUACCUGGCGGGCGCCGUGACGGACCCGGCGCGUCCGUUCUGCGCGAUCGUCGGCGGCUCCAAGGUGUCGUCGAAGAUCGGCGUCAUCGAGUCGAUGCUCGAGAAGUGCGACAAGAUCAUCAUCGGCGGCGGCAUGGUCUUCACCUUCCUCAAGGCGCGCGGCCUGAACGUCGGCGCCUCGCUCGUCGAGGAGGACAAGCUGGACCUCGCCAAGGAGCUCGAGGAGAAGGCCGCGGCCAAGGGCGUCAAGCUGCUGCUGCCCACGGACGUGGUCGUGGCCGACAAGUUCGCGCCGGAUGCCAACACGCAGACGGUGGGCGUCGACGCCAUCCCCGACGGCUGGAUGGGCCUGGACAACGGCCCGGCCACGACCGAGCUGUUCGUCAAGGAGCUCUCGGAGUGCAAGACGGUCGUGUGGAACGGCCCCAUGGGUGUGUUUGAGUUCGACGCAUUCGCGGCGGGCACCAUCGCCAUCGCCAACUGCCUGGCGGAGCUGACGCCCAAGGGCUGCACGACCAUCAUCGGUGGCGGUGACUCCGUGGCCGCCGUCGAGAAGGCCGGCGUCGCCGAGAAGAUGUCGCACAUCUCCACGGGCGGCGGUGCGUCGCUGGAGCUGCUGGAGGGCAAGGUGCUGCCGGGCGUGGCCGCGCUGAACGACAAGUAA